AGUUCAUCCAAAAAUGGCAGCACAUGAAGGAAGGACAAAGGACAUGCAGAUCGAGGCAGUUGCAACUGCCAUCAAUUGGGUUGGCCUUUGGGGUGAGGCAGAUUUCGACACCCCUUUGAGAAGUGACGCUUUGGCAUGGACCAGCGACGAAGUCCGGCGCUAUGUGUCAAGCGGCGGCACGGAUGUGCCACAACAAGUGGUCGAUGAAGAGGACUCCCCAUGUCCUUAUACGGGUGCUGGAGCCGCAUGGAAGACUGAUGUGCCAUCUCCUUGGUGGGUGGACUCUCAGUUCCACACAGAAGGACCUGCUGAUGAUGAGUCGAUCCCUCGCAAAAUAGAAGGAUGGUGGAGAGUUUUGGAUUACCAGCGAGAUCCAGAGGCUGAGGUUGGGGAUGACUUGAAUGUCAACGAGCUUUGCUUUGUAGAGAAGCUUUGGACAGAUCGUGUUCGAGUAUUCAAGGCAGGCCAAUCAGGUCCAGCAGGUGAAGUGCCUUUGUCACGGGUUUGCGAUUUGCAGCUGAUGCAGAGGGCUUCGAAUUCUGUUGGAUCAAGUUGGGACCUUCUUCGUGAUGUUGGGGAAGGUGGUGACGACCCAGAUGAGAUUCAAGUAGGGCAGAAGAGAGUUCUUCUCGGUGGAGAGUAUGGGACCUUAAAGUUGAAGGGCCUUGAGUGCGAGGUUUUAAGCUAUGUGGAAUGGAUGGACAGGUGGACUGUCGAGAUUCCAGUGAAAGAUCAGAAAGGCAAGAACUUGGUGGUUGCUGUUAUUCCUGCUCAACUUCGGCAACCAAAGCUUCCAAGAGAUCCUAAGAGAAAUGCUCAGGUGAAUCUAGGUGUUGCCCUUCGAUCUCGUGCCUUAGAGCUGUGCUGGCGACAGGCCGAGAGUGAUGUAGCAACAGGAACCAGUAGUGGAAGCCGUAGCAAGUUUCGGCUGCAGCUGCACUACGUGAGCCGAGUAAGGCCAGGGGGCAGAGUCUGGACAUCUUGCCCUGACUCCUUGUACAAAUAUGUUGAGGUGCGGUUUGUCGCUUCUGGGGACUACGGCUUGGUCUAUCGAGUGCUACGGAUGGUGGACUCAUCGAAGCAGGCGUUUGAACGGGAUGAGGAGGAUCCACAUUUGGUCCUGGACAUUCCACGAGGUUCAGACCGAGCUACCAUAAUCAAAGCUUAUCGCAGGCUUGCAAGACGGUGGCAUCCAGAUAAAGUCAAGGAAGAGGAGCACGAACAGGCUGUUCAGGAGUUCAGAAGAGCUCAUCAAGCCUACGAAAACUUGCUCGCAGAUCCAGAAAGGAGUUCAGACCUAAUGGUGCUGAAGAUGCAACAUCCUUUUCCACCUCGGAAGCCAAAACGAAUUACUAUUCCGAUGGCAUUUCAAACUGAGGCGAAAUGCUUGAGCUUGGUCUCUCAAUUGAGAUUGGCAAAUGUCCAGAAGCUGGUUGAAGUGGGGCCGAACAUCGAGUUCAUUGUGAGCUGGCCAUACUUGCCAGAAGCGCUGAUUCCCGCCAAUCAAUGUGACGGGAUCAGCCAGGUGGAUCGAGUGGAUCUUGUGAGAAAAGGAUGGUCAGACUACUCGAGAUCACGGCAUUCUGCACAGCAGAUCAUUCGCAUGAUGGUCUCAAUGAUCAGGCAUGACGUGAUGAUUGUCGACCCGAUACAGAACAUCAUUGUCGAUCGCGAAAGUGGUGAACCUCUCAUGAUCGAUUUUGGCAGAGGUGAAACUGCUGGAUCCAUUUACACCACGAGGAUCAAGACCUUCAUGAAGAAAGUUCUGCAGCUUUUGGCCAGAAGCGUGUCCAAAUCCAGCUACGAUGUCGCCGCGAGAUACAUUACGUGCCUGGAAGACACACUAUUUGAAUGCCUUGAGCGAUGGCAAGAUGAAAAAACCCGUGACCAGCGUAAGGCAGUUGCUGUUGUUGCUUCGUCAACCAAAUGGCAAGAAGGAAUUGAAUGCUGCCGCGAGAUUUGGCACAAUGAAGACGAGAACCCCUUCCGCAAGAUGUUCAAAGACCAGAAGGAUGUACUACCAGAAGACCGGGUGCUGCGAGAGGCUCGACCUGCUGAACAAGAUCCAGAAAGUGAUGAAGAGCCCGAGGGCGAGGACGUCGAUGAUGAUCCAGAAGGUCUCUGUGAUGCGGACAUCAAUACACUUACGCCGGUGCAGCUUUUGCUGCGGGCGAAGCGCAAGAAGAGCAGACGGGCAAAGCUACCAAAAGAAAAACCGAAUGUUACUAUUCAUGUCGCAGAGACUUUGCCAGAUGGGACACUGGGCCUAGGGUUAGAUGAUGCGGACGAAGAGCUCCGAGGUCUUAUGGUGGUGUCAAUUCACCGCAAAAGUGAGCACUAUGGCUGGCAACUAGGAGACCGCAUCAUUGAACUGAACGGCCAUAUGAUUGACGAGUGGGAUGACUUCAAAGCAACAUGGGCUGCUGCGAAGCAGUUCAGUACCACAGGGGCAGUCUUUGGAGUCGUCCGCGAGGGUGUUGAGUGCCUUUCAGAGGUGGAACCGAGGUGUUUGCACUGUGGUGUCAAGGGCAAACAUUUGCAACGCUGCUCCAACUGGGCUUGGGCCGAGGGCGAGGUGUUCUUCUGUGGCAGGGACUGUCAGAAGGAAGCUUGGACUGCUGCGAAGAGGAAGGCGUGAGAGUGCAUCGAGUGUCGUGCAGAGGUGGAUCAGCAGCUCAAGGUGACGAAAAGAAGUGCCAGCACCUUUAACUGCAAAUCUUUGCUUUUGUUCUCUUUUGCAAAGCUCAACCGUUCGCAGCAAGACUUCUCUUGGGAUCUUGGCGACACAACUUGAAAAGCACUGGCUCACAGCCACAGACACAAUAGAUG
Durusdinium trenchii is the source of this 2829-nucleotide messenger RNA. The record is from the annotation of a GenBank genome assembly. Lineage: Eukaryota; Dinophyceae; Suessiales; Symbiodiniaceae.